GGCUCGGCGACGAACGAGUGGAGGCGAGGUCCCGGGUGGGCGCGGGGCGCAGGGGCGGCGCGGCCGGGUGGUGGGUCGGGCGGGUAGGUGGACGGCGCCGAGGGGCGAGGCCUGGCUGCAGGGGCCGCUUGGUCCAGAGGGAGCCCGCGCCCGGCUCAGCCUUGCAGCCAGCCCCGCGCCCUGAGCAUCUCCCGGAGGACUCGAGACAAAGGAGGAUUCAUGUCCAAAGGGCUCCCAGAGGCCAGGACGGACGCAGCUAUGUCAGAGCUGGUACCUGAGCCCAGGCCUAAGCCGGUGGUGCCCAUGAAACCGGUCAGCAUCAACUCCAGUCUGCUAGGCUACAUUGGCAUUGACACCAUCAUUGAACAGAUGCGCAAGAAAACCAUGAAGACUGGUUUUGACUUCAACAUCAUGGUCGUUGGUCAGAGUGGACUGGGCAAGUCGACGCUGGUCAACACACUCUUCAAGUCCCAAGUGAGCCGAAAGGCCUCCAGCUGGAGCCGGGAGGAGAAGAUCCCUAAGACAGUAGAGAUCAAAGCGAUUGGGCAUGUGAUAGAGGAAGGUGGUGUCAAAAUGAAGCUGACAGUCAUCGACACGCCAGGCUUCGGGGACCAGAUCAACAAUGAAAACUGCUGGGAGCCCAUUGAGAAAUACAUCAAUGAGCAGUAUGAGAAGUUCCUGAAGGAAGAGGUGAACAUCUCCAGGAAGAAGCGCAUCCCAGACACUCGUGUCCACUGCUGCCUCUACUUCAUCUCCCCCACAGGACACUCCUUACGACCACUUGAUCUUGAGUUCAUGAGACACCUGAGCAAAGUGGUGAACAUCAUCCCUGUCAUUGCCAAGGCUGACACUAUGACCCUGGAGGAGAAGGCCGAAUUCAAGCAGAGGGUUCGCAAAGAGCUUGAAGUAAAUGGCAUUGAGUUCUACCCUCAGAAGGAGUUCGAUGAAGAUUUGGAGGACAAGACAGAGAAUGACAAAAUCAGGCAGGAGAGCAUGCCCUUUGCUGUGGUGGGGAGUGACAAGGAGUACCAAGUGAAUGGCAAGAGAGUCCUUGGCAGAAAAACCCCCUGGGGGAUCAUCGAAGUGGAAAACCUCAACCACUGUGAGUUUGCCCUGCUUCGAGACUUUGUCAUCAGGACUCACCUCCAGGACCUCAAAGAAGUGACCCACAACAUCCACUAUGAGACUUACAGGGCCAAGAGGCUCAAUGACAAUGGAGGCCUCCCUCCGCUGUGCGCCUCACUCAAGAGGUCUGGGGAAGGUUUUAUUUUAAAAUGCUGGGAGCAGGGAGAAGGCCUCCUGGGCACUGCCCUUCCGCCUGUGCCAGCUACCCCCUGCCCCACUGCUGAAUGAAGUCCAUUUCAAGCGCUGCUUCUCCCUCAUUCCUCCCAGCUGUAACUGCUGCAGGGCCAAGCCCCUUUUAAUGCCAUGCUUGUCCAGCCUACCACCACAGCCCCUCUCAACCCUCCUUAGCAGGUGAGAGGGGCCAGCUGCCUCUAGGACAGUAGCUUCUUCCCUCUAGCCAAACUGCUCCUCUCCUAAUGGAAUGGAGUUCCUGCCAGCCAGCAUUGCCCUGCUCCAUCGUCUGUCAGCAGCCCCAGCCCAUGUGUAGGGAGAAGGAACUCACCGAGAGCUUCUCCAGCCCUUGCAAGCCCAUACCAGCGACUUGUCACGUCUCCAAGGGAACCAGCAUUGCUUUCUAGCUAUUCAUCUGCAUGAGUACUCUCUUGGCUCCCUUAAAUGGCCAAGAAAGCAAUUUUCUGCUUGUCAGAGUCACUGAGGUCAGCUGUGUGAGCCCCCCUGUGGGACAAGGGUGUCUCCUUCGUUGCUUAGAGGUAUUUAUAAGGGUGAUUCAUUACAGAUGUUGGGGAGCAAGGGGGCUAGGGUCACUUAG
Phodopus roborovskii (desert hamster) is the source of this 1894-nucleotide messenger RNA. RefSeq names its product neuronal-specific septin-3. The record is from RefSeq and is a predicted model, not a curated record. The transcript has 12 exons. The coding region runs from base 220 to 1353 and encodes 377 amino acids. Gene Ontology annotation, biological process: cytoskeleton-dependent cytokinesis. Gene Ontology annotation, molecular function: GTP binding; molecular adaptor activity; GTPase activity. Gene Ontology annotation, cellular component: microtubule cytoskeleton; septin complex; neuron projection. NCBI's taxonomy places the organism in Eukaryota, Metazoa, Chordata, Mammalia, Rodentia, Cricetidae.